Messenger RNA from Hyla sarda, 2077 nucleotides. It is a transcript of the gene CHM, whose product is annotated as CHM Rab escort protein. Gene Ontology annotation, molecular function: GDP-dissociation inhibitor activity. The coding region runs from base 40 to 1941 and encodes 633 amino acids. Gene Ontology annotation, cellular component: nucleus; Rab-protein geranylgeranyltransferase complex; cytoplasm. Gene Ontology annotation, biological process: small GTPase-mediated signal transduction; protein geranylgeranylation; intracellular protein transport. The transcript is spliced from 15 exons. NCBI's taxonomy places the organism in Eukaryota, Metazoa, Chordata, Amphibia, Anura, Hylidae. The record is from RefSeq and is a predicted model, not a curated record.
CCGGCUUGUUCGGUCACAUGAUCACUUCGCUUUGGCAAGAUGGCUGACGACCUGCCUGCAGAGCUGGAUGUGGUGAUCCUGGGAACAGGUCUCCCAGAGUCGAUCAUCGCUGCCGCCUGUUCUCGCAUCGGACAGCGCGUCCUCCAUCUUGACUCGAAAAAUUAUUAUGGCGCUAACUGGGCCAGUUUUACGUUUUCUGGAUUACAGACAUGGAUGACGGACUGUCAGAAAGAAGAAAUCGCUGCAGAAGAACCUGAGAUAAAUAAGGAAAACAUAUUGGAAAACGAGGAACCUCUUCUCCUGACCCAGCAACAUAAGAGCAUCCAGAACAUUGAAGUGUUCACCUAUUCUAGAAAUGAAGACUCUGAGAACAUUCAGGAACUUGGAGCACUGGGUGUAAAUCCCGAGUUAUUAACCACUCAGUCCCCAGAAGCAGGGGCCGGCACUGAAGCCUCCAUUGAGCAGCCAAACAUUGUAGCAGAGUCCGUGGACCAGACGCAGCCACAAAGCGAAGCCACCGCAGACCGAGAAGAGUCUAUAGAAAGUGACCUUGUGACCAAUGAUGUCAAUGAGACAGAUCCUUCCCCUGCUGCUGUGAAUCCUACAGAAACCCAGAAAACAGUUUCAUAUUCUGAUAUUGUGAGGGAAGGAAGGAGAUUCAAUAUCGAUUUGGUCUCAAAGUUCCUGUAUUCUCGUGGAUUGCUAAUUGAUCUUCUCAUAAAAUCUAAUGUAAGCCGCUACACAGAAUUUAAGAAUGUCACCAGAAUCCUCACCUACCAUGGCGGUAAGAUCGAGCAGGUGCCUUGUUCCCGCGCUGACGUCUUCUCCAGCAAACAGCUGUCUAUGAUCGAGAAGAGAACGCUGAUGAAAUUCCUUACAUUCUGUGCAAAUUAUGAGCAGCAUCCUGAGGAAUAUCAAGAUCAGGAGGAUUGCACAUUUUCGGAGUUUCUCCAGUCCAAACGAUUAUCCGCCAGUUUGCAGCACUUUGUCCUUUGCUCCAUAGCUAUGGUAUCCAAAUCCGCCAAAACUAUAGAAGGGCUGACGGCGACUCAACAUUUCCUGCGUUGUCUUGGCCGAUACGGCAAUACCCCUUUCCUAUUUCACAUGUACGGUCUCGGAGAGAUCCCUCAAUGUUUCUGCAGGAUGAGCGCGGUGUUCGGGGGGAUCUACUGCCUGCACCAUUCCCUGCGUCGGCUUCUGCUGGACACCCGGACCUCAGAGUGUACAGCGGUGAUUGACAGCAGAGGGAAGCGGAUCAGCUGCCGCCAUGUGGUUAUAGAAGACAGUUACCUGCCGAAAAUCAGCUGCACCCAGGUCUGCUACAGGUGGAUUUCCAGAGCGAUUCUCAUCACUGACAGUUCCAUCCUGAGCUCAGAUUCAGACCAGGAGAUCUCUGUGCUGACGGUUCCCCCGGAUGAUGAUCAUGAGACGACUGUGCACCUGACCGAGCUCUGCUCCGCCACCAACACCUGCAUGAAACACACGUAUCUCGUCCAUCUCACGUGUACAUCCGCAAAGACGACAGCACGAGAAGACUUGGAGCCCGUAGUGAAGAAGCUGUUCACACUGGACUCGGAGGAAGAUCGGGGCGCGGAGCAGGAGAAGCCGCAGGUCCUGUGGGUUCUGUACUUUAACAUGAGAGACUCCUCUGGAAUAGACCGUCAGUCAUAUACGGGACUUCCCUCCAACCUGUAUGUGUGCAGCGGACCGGACCCCGGCUUCGGGUAUGAUGGCGCCAUCCAGCAGGCAGAGAAUAUUUUCCGUCAGAUGUUUCCUGCGGAGGAGUUCUGCCCGCCGGCCCCCAACCCAGAAGACAUUAUAUAUGAUGGGGAACCCGUGGCACAGCCGGACCCCGAGGAUCCCGAUCAAUCAAUCAACCUGAAGGCAGAAACAUCACCGGAAAACGUAUCCGAUCCUGCGGAGGAGCCACAGGCAGAAUGACCGCACAGACGCGCCCAUCCAUACAGGCUGCGAAGUCUCCGCCUAUCUGUGAGAACAUGUCCGCUAAGUUAUGUUACCAAAUGUAUCAAGUGCAAAGAUUUUCAUAUCGCUUCUGGCAUUAAACAAUGUAACAAAU